Messenger RNA from Oncorhynchus masou masou (cherry salmon), 4001 nucleotides. RefSeq lists its product as uncharacterized. The transcript is spliced from 10 exons. Bases 204 to 2153 code for a protein of 649 amino acids. The record is from RefSeq and is a predicted model, not a curated record. Gene Ontology annotation, cellular component: external side of plasma membrane; membrane. Gene Ontology annotation, biological process: production of molecular mediator involved in inflammatory response; cytokine-mediated signaling pathway. Gene Ontology annotation, molecular function: cytokine receptor activity; protein binding. NCBI's taxonomy places the organism in Eukaryota, Metazoa, Chordata, Actinopteri, Salmoniformes, Salmonidae.
UGUCAAACCCGCAGCUAUUUCUAUUUGUGUAAAGUGACAAAUGAUUGUUAUCACUGUAUAUCGUAUGAAGACUAUAUACUGUAUUAUUGAUUCAUUGUUUUUUGUUUGUUCUUUUAAAGGAAUGAGUACGUCCUCAAAACUAUAAUAUAUCAUUGUGUGGAUUGAAUCAUACUGUGUGGUUUACUUUCAAGUAUUCAGCAACAAUGUUUCUAUUGCUUAUUAUAGUCACAACCCUUGGCACUUUGAUAGCUGAUGAUGCAAUGAGUGAUGGAAAUCUUCAAUGCUUCAACGACUAUGACAAAACUAUGGUUUGUCAUUUUACAACUGACAAGUCUAAGUGUGCUGAAUACAGCAUGACAUUGAAAAAAUUGGACGCACAAAAUGGAGGCAAGAAUGAUUGUACUUUCAAGGAAAAGGAGAGGUCCAAUGAUGUUUCCAAAUGUGGAUGCUCUAUUGAUCCAAUGCACCUUAUUAUUGGGGAGGAGUUUAAUGCAACACUUUGGAAUUCUGGGAAGCGCUUAAAUUCCGAAGUCCUCAUUAUCAAAUCCACCAUAAAACCCAAAACCCCCACCAUCCAAGAUGUGAAACCAACUGAAAAUGGGAAUUUCCUGAUCAAAUGGAAGACAAACUACACUAAUAAUAAAGAGUUUUCUAAGAACUUGAUUGCCGAAUUGAGGUACAGAAAGAAAGGAGAAACAGAUGAGGUGUCCAAAAAUGAAUCAACAACUUCCUAUGAAUUACUUGGCAGAGACUUGGAGCCAAACACCAUUUAUGCUCUGAAGGUCAGAACCUAUACUGACCUGGGCGGCCGUUUCAGUGACUGGAGUGAAGAGUUGGAAUUCACUAACCCUGCAUCAUCUCGGAAAGUGCUCCAGAUUGUCAUUGUUUUCAGCUGCAUUGCUGUUAUCAUCAUCACAAGUGCUUUGUUUUGGUGCAGUGUUAGACUCAAAACCAAGUGGUGGGAUAAUAUUCCUAAAUGUUCAAACCCAGACCUUUUGUAUAUGGUUCCAGCAGUACCUAAGGUAUUGUCUCCUCCCAAAAUACUUUUAUCCUCCAUCUAUGUUGAUUCUUCAAAAAUGGACACAGAAGAAAAAACAUGGACAAACCCCUCGACAGUAGAUGGGAGCAGUGGAAGAGGCCGUGGCUCAGAGCUUGACUCAUCGUCUUCCCUGGGUCAUGCCCACACAUGUCCCACGAGCCCGGAGCCUAGUAAUGUGCAGAUCAUUAGCCAUCUUCAAGAGGCCCUGAGCAAAGUCUUUCCCAGCCUUGUUCCUUUGGAUGGGAAUCCUCAGUCAUUGCUCUUAGCCCCUCCUAUGACAGAUGAUGGUACACAAAUGAACUGCCCUGAGUCAAAUCGAGACAUUGGUGUGUGUUCACCUGACUACAAUCCUCGUCAUUUCAUGAGUGAGUCUGGAGGCUCUUGUUACAACAAUAUUACCUACUCCCCCUCAGUACCCCUCAACUCCCUUCAAGAGUUAACAAGCAAGACGUCCUCAUUUCCUACGCGGCCUCUGCUCUUUUGUAACUCCUCCUACUAUUCUGGUGAGGCUGAAGUGUUGAGAAAUGGCCAUCCACAGCUGUUUCUUGGUACUGGUCAACAAGACCUUAACUUGUCCACUAACUGUGAACCCCUCUUGCAAACCGACAAUUCAUUUCACCCGUGUGAUGGCGCCAGUGAUGAUUCAGAGACUACCAGGUCAUCAGAGGACACCAGUCUGAUCUACGGUUCUAACGUGUCCGAUGUUAUCAGUGUCGUUGCUGGAUAUCAGAGCUUCAGUGAGGCGGUUGGUAAGGACAGUGAGAGAGGAACUGAUGCCUUCAUAGAUGUGCCACUGCCACUUAAGGGUUUCCAGGAUGUGGACAGAGAGCCUCUGAUUUACGAUGUGGAUCCAUGUUACCACAGCCUGCCUGAUGCUGGAUGCAGCCUCCCCCCGAGUGAUGGCAAUUAUCAGGCUUUACAGAGCCUGGGACAAAAUUGCCCAGAUCAGUGGGUUUCAGACAAACUGCUGAACAAGUGUCUGGAGACUGAGAUCCCUCAAAGCUCCAUGGGGAACAUGCCUCUAAAUGUCAUACCCAACUCACAGGGAGGACAAUGUCAGAUACCUGAAAGUCCUUUUCUUACUGUUUCUGUUCAGACCAAGCCAUGCAAAUAGACAAUGACAGCUCUUAUCAUUGUGUGUGAUUAUACGGUAGACACUUUUGCACUUCACAAUUUCUUUUAUUUUGGGGACUUGAGCUCAUAUAUAUAUAUGUUUUUCUAUAUUAUACAAACAGUUUGAAUACCAUUCUGCCAUGAAAAUGCUGUAGUCUCAAGUUCAGAAAUGUUCCAUUGCAUCUGAUGCUUGAUAGACAAAAUAGUGUUAACAGUACAACCCUCAAGCAUGAGGUUGAAUUUCUGAAGAAAAAAGUGGCCUAGUUCCUUAUUGCAUUGUUUCUUGAAACAAGUACAUUGCGGCUUCCAUGGAAAUACACGCCCACAAACUAGAGCCAGCCUCUGAUGUCAUAGAUGUGUUGCGAAUAAGGUUAAACAAAAAAAUUGGCUUUGUUUAGGGUUAUAUUCUGAGGAUGAAGUUCAUGUUUUGUAUUGUUUAUUGUAGAAAACAUAAACACUUUUUUCCCUUCAAAGCUCUUUGCUUAACUGGCGAAGCUUGAAUAAAGACUACCUGACUAGUGAUGCACAUAGCGAUGGUUUAUCAUGCAGAAAAUAGUGAGGCGUUUGCCAGUUUAACCAUCAAUAAUAUUAUACGGUUAGAAUGACUGAGGCAUUCAGCAUCAUUUCUUUCACUGUAUUGUGGCGGUUUUGUGACAGGAUGUUUUUGAACAAAGGCCAAGAUAGAAGUGUGGAGACAUCGGAGGGGAUUGUGUAAGGCCAUUUCCACAGAGCCACAGGUCUGCUAUGCCAACUUGUCAUAUAUUGAGCAAGCAUACAGGAAUGCAUGGUGGCAUUCACAGCUAUGUCAUUCUUCGAAUGCUUUGGACAGGCAAUGCAAGUGAUGGAAAUUACUUUUCACAGGCUUCAUUGCUAAAUUGAAUUUUGUUGAGGAUAAAAAGGCAGCUCAAAGGUUUUCUUGAAAAUGUGUCAUGGGCACCACUUUCUGUCAAUAGCUCAAAUACCUAUGUACUUCUCUGUGUUGCAGGUCUGUUAAGCUUCGGUCCAGUUAGUUUUAGAAAUACCAGGUGAGCACCUGUAGAUUCGAAUAGGUAAUGUACAUUUCAGGACUUAUACCCAACAUUCUUCUUUAUGUUUGUAUGCAAAGGAUCAAGUUGCACAAUUGACUAGAAAAUAGCACAAAGGAAGAACACUUUAGGAUUCUGAUUAUAAUGCAAUCAAUAUUCAAUUACCUGUGAAGUACUGUGGGACCUCUGGUGCCCUCACUGGUCCCGCGCUUCUCUAAGGCUCCUCAUCCACCUCUUUGAUUUAUGGGCCCUGCUCUUGAACCUUGCUUGGAAAACAAAUGAACUGUAGUGAUGUCACAUCUUCCUGCCAGUGAGCAACAUUAAAAUGUCCUUUUUAGAGGGAGAAAAUAUACAUCACUUUUAUAGAGUACUAACAAUUAAAUCACUUUUAUCUGGUUCUUUUUAGCUUUCUAGCUAAAUUGUUGCAAGUGUAAUAAAAUGUUUGGCAAAGAAGCAUUUUAAGGUGAGCAUUUGUAAUGGAAAUAUUUUAGGCUGAAAGUCUGCAUCACCUUUAGCAAUAUGUACCCAGUGGUGUAAAGUACUUAAGUAAAAAUACUUUAAAGUAGUUUGAGGUAUCUGUAGUUUACUUUACUAUUUAUAUUUUUGUCAACUUUUACUUUUACUCCAUCACAAUCCUAAAGAAAAUCAUGUACUUUCUACUCCAUACAUUUUCCCUGACACCCAAAAGUACUCAAUACAUUUUGAAUGCUUAGCAGGACAGGAAAAUGGUCUAAUUCACACACAUAAAGAGAAAAUCCCUGGUCAUCCCUGCUGCAUCUGAUCUGGUGGACUCAAUAAACACAAAUGCUUUGUUUUGUAAAUUA